Messenger RNA from Pyricularia pennisetigena, 216 nucleotides. RefSeq lists its product as uncharacterized. The transcript has 3 exons. The record is from RefSeq and is a predicted model, not a curated record. NCBI's taxonomy places the organism in Eukaryota, Fungi, Ascomycota, Sordariomycetes, Magnaporthales, Pyriculariaceae. The coding region runs from base 1 to 216 and encodes 71 amino acids.
AUGGACACCGUCAAGAACGCCGCCAACUACGUCUCCGAGACCGUCCAGAGUGCUACCUCUGGUGCUUCCAAGGAGGCCAACAAGGAGGUCGCCAAGGACAACAACGCCAGCCUGGGCACUCGUGCUGAGGCCGGCAUUGACGCCCUCAAGGACAAGGGCAACGAGCACAAGCACGAUGCUUCGGCUACCGCCAACAAGGAGGCUGCCAAGCACUAA